UUUUUUUACAAGAGUGAACAAACAUUUCUUGACAUUUAUUAAAUUCCAUUAGGCAGGAUUCGUGUAAGCAGUACAUGUAUAUAUUAAAGAUUUAGAGCAAGUAGGGGAGGGAGUGACACCGCCCGCGUGAAGCGCACGGCUGGGAGGGAAAAAAAAUCGAACAACCCGCGGAGGAAACGAUCAGCACAAAAACAAACCUUCCUUUCCUCCGCUUCUCUCAAGAGCCGGACAUUUGUUCACGUUCAUCCUGAAAGUGAGAGACACGCAGGGCCUUUUAUUUGUUUUGGUUUUUUAAAUAACAAGGUGAAUAUUACAACGCAAGAUGGAGCACGGCGGCUUCCAGGGCCAGCUGCUGGCCGUCAUGGAGGCGCUGGCCAAGGCGGCGGCGGCGGAGAUCGACCGGCGGGUGGGCGACAGCUGUGCCCUGCUGCGGCUCGAGGUGAGCCGGAGCCGGCGGGACAUCGAGCUGCUGAAGGGCAAGUGUGACCUGAUGGAGGCCGAGCUGAGGAGGAGCAGGAUGAGGGCGAGGAGGAGAGCUGCUGAGAGGUUUUCUCCUCCAGGCAAAGUAGUGGUGAGUAAAGAGAAGCGGAGCGCGGACUGGGACGGACACGUGGAUGUCGAGGGCCCGACUCGUCACAGUGAGUGUGCAGACGUGGAGCUCGUCGGUGAAGCCGAAAACAUCCAGAUCAAAGAGGAGUUGGCGGAGGAGGACUUGUGGAGGAGCGAGCCAGACGACAGACUGACACCUGGAGCCGAACAGUCACCGUGUUUCAAAGCCUCUCCUCCCGCCCAGACUGGCAUCUUUGUGGACAGUUACCACUCAGCCGAGAACCCAGUGCACCCAGAGUCCCUUGUUUCCCCAGCAGCCGGCCACAACACUUUGCCUGAGCAGCAGCAGCAGCAGCAGCAGCAGCAGCAGCAGCAGCAGCAGCAGCAGCAGCAGCAGCAGCAGCAGCAGCAGCUGAACACAAACCUCAACGGGACAGAGCUCGUGGUGAAAGGCGAGUACGAGGAGGAGCCCGAGGAGGAGCCCGAGGAGGAGCCCGAGGAGGAGCCCGAGGAGGAGCCCGAGGAGGAGCCCGACGAGAACGCGGCGCCGCUCGAUCCGGGCCACGCGUCCGUGACGGGGGAAGGCGACGAGCGGCUGUGGUUGUCCGGUCUGUGCGGAGACGCGGGGGAUCCGAGCUUCUCUUACGCGGCGCAGCAGUUUGAGCACUUCCCCACCGUGUGCACGCCUCAGAGCGGACUGCGUUUAGAAGAUAUGGUGCCGAGGAUUCACCCGGGAGGGAAAUCUCACUCUGUGCUGGUGAGCGCAGCGCGGGCGAAAAGACGAGCCAUAACAUUCGCAUGUAAAAGACCUCAGGCAGAGGUGGGAAACAACGCUCUGUCUCAGCUCCACUCCACGGGUCAGAGCUCGCUUCCUCAACAGCAGCCGUCGCAUCAGUACAGAGACUUCGCUCCCGCCGCGAGGAGCCGAGACGAGGACCCGGUGGCGGCGAAUCCGGCGGCCUCCCCCUCCCUCUGCGGGCACAGCCGCGGCAGCUUCGGCCUCGGCAGGAGGAUGACGAUGAUGCGGACGCCCUGGAGGUCCGGCGGCAUCGGCGAGAAGCGGUUCAGCUGCACGUACUGCGACAAGAGCUUCAUGCGGUUCAGCCAGCUCAAGGAGCACCUGAGGAGUCACACGGGCGAGAAGCCGUACAGCUGCCUGCAGUGCGGCCGCAGCUUCACUAAGCAGUGCAACCUCAUCCGACACGCGGUGGUGCACAGCGGCGAGAAGCCCCACGAGUGCUCGCUGUGCGGGAAGUGCUUCACCCAGCGCUCCAGCCUCAAGUCCCACCAGAAAACUGCUCAUUGACUUUAGAGUGUGUUGGGAUUUUUUGUGUGGUCACCUGGAAAAAAACAUUCCACUUUUUCGUUGUUUUUUUUUUUUACUGGAGAUGGGAAUAUAUUGAUAAUACAGUUAUAAUGCUACUGUAAUUGUUAUGGUUAUUGUUUUUCAUUAUAUUGUUCAAUUUAGUUCAAUAUGAUAACGUGCGAUAUGAUACUGACGUGAUUUAAACAGGAAUCGCAAAAACUUAAUUUAGAGAAUUGUCUGAUGAAAGACUGAUCAGAUAAUUAUUUUUAUGAUUAAUCAGUGAUAUUCUAAUUUCUCACAGACCAGGGGGUCGUCUUCAAAGAUACGCCAAAGAUAAUCAGUGUGUGACAAAGAAAAAUAUAGAAUUCUCAUAGCUGAGAAGCUGAAAUGUCAAAUAUUUAUCAUUGUAGCUUUAAUUUUGCUUAUGGUGCCAAACUGUAUCUGCGUAGUUUCAGGGUUUAAGUUCAGAGCACGUACGAUAAAUCUUUUGCUGUCCUUCAUAAAGAAAGUAUGUUUUUUACGACUCAUAGCAGCCACUCGUUUCCAGUCUUGUCUCUGUAGUAUGAACAUCAGUUUGUGGUCAAGUCUUCGCAAUGUGUGCAUAGAACUGAACUGGAAAAAAACUGACAAUGUCUGACAGCUAAAAAUUAUAAAACAGCAUAAGAGGUGAUCACAUCUGAUCUGAGGGUAUUUUCCUUUAUAUGUGUAUCUUCCUGUUUUUAAAGGCUCCAUUACCAUUAAAUCAAGAGUCAAUGAUU
Scophthalmus maximus (turbot) is the source of this 2613-nucleotide messenger RNA. RefSeq lists its product as uncharacterized. Gene Ontology annotation, molecular function: DNA-binding transcription factor activity; RNA polymerase II cis-regulatory region sequence-specific DNA binding. The coding region runs from base 323 to 1855 and encodes 510 amino acids. The transcript has 4 exons. The record is from RefSeq and is a predicted model, not a curated record. Gene Ontology annotation, biological process: regulation of transcription by RNA polymerase II. Lineage: Eukaryota; Metazoa; Chordata; Actinopteri; Pleuronectiformes; Scophthalmidae.